Messenger RNA from Lepisosteus oculatus (spotted gar), 1873 nucleotides. Its product is annotated as proteinase-activated receptor 2-like. The record is from RefSeq and is a predicted model, not a curated record. Gene Ontology annotation, cellular component: plasma membrane. Lineage: Eukaryota; Metazoa; Chordata; Actinopteri; Semionotiformes; Lepisosteidae. Gene Ontology annotation, biological process: positive regulation of Rho protein signal transduction; thrombin-activated receptor signaling pathway; phospholipase C-activating G protein-coupled receptor signaling pathway. Gene Ontology annotation, molecular function: thrombin-activated receptor activity.
AUCACGAGGGAAUGACGUAGAGCAGGUAGCAAGGGCCAGGUUUUUCGCCGUGUAAGGUGUGUCCUCUCACGGAGGAAGACCAUGAAAGAGCGGAGUAUUACAUUUAAAUUUUAAUUGAAUUUAAAGUAUCUUUCUAUUUUGGAGCUCGUCCAAUUCCGCUUAUUCUUAUAUUUCAAAACUGUAACACACAGUUUCGUUACCAAUAAUAGGCGCAGCACAAAAUAUGAAUUAUUCAAUGAGGCUAGUUCAUUUGUUUUCUUUAUUGGUGAUAUGUUCUCGACAGGUAUGUUCCCAACAAAGAGGGUUUCUUGGCGUUGAAACACUUGAUGGUACCCUAGUGAACCAAACGGCCUGGGACACCCUUCAGAGCGGCCUGACCACGGUCUUCCUGCCCAUCGUCUACAUCAUCGUGUUUGUUGUCAGCUUGCCCACGAACGCCAUGGCCAUUUGGGUUUUCCUCUUCCGAACGAAGAAGAAGCAUCCGGCCGCCAUCUACAUGGCCAACCUGGCUCUGUCAGACCUCCUGUUUGUCAUCUGGCUUCCUCUUAAGAUUGCCUACCACAUCAACGGCAAUAACUGGAUCUACGGUGAGGGCCUCUGUAAGGUGCUGGUGGGCUUCUUCUAUGCCAACAUGUACUGUUCCAUUCUUUUCAUUACCUGCUUGAGUGUGCAGAGAUACUGGGUCAUUGUGCACCCUCUCUCCCACCAGAGGAAAAACAACAAGAUUGCAGUCUACGUCGCCAUCACAGUCUGGGCUGUAAUCUGGGCGAGCACCACUCCGCUGUAUCUUUAUGACCAAACCGUCCAGAUUAAGGACGUGGACAUUACGAUUUGCCACGACAUCACCAAAGCAAGUCAGAUCAAUUAUCCCUUUGGUUUCUUCAUCACAAUGGGCGUUUUUGCUUAUUUCAUCCCGGCGGUAGUGUGCAUAAUCGCCUAUGUUUUAAUGCUCAGGCAUCUCGCCAGCUCCAUGACGGACGAGAACAUCGGAAAGAAACGCCGAAAGGCGGUCCUGCUCAUCGUCACAGUCCUCGUCAUGUUUCUGGUGUGUUUCACCCCGAGCAACGUCAUGCUGCUCGUUCACUAUUCGCUUUUAAAGCAAGGCGAAGUCAACAAUGGCUAUGGCAUUUACAUUGCCACUCUCUGCCUCGCAAGUUUGAACAGCUGCUUUGAUCCCUUCCUGUAUUACUACGUCUCUGAGGAGUUCCGCGAAAAUGUGAAAAAUACCCUGAUCUGUAGGAGUGUCAGGACUGUAGAAAGAAUGAGAGUGUCCUUCACAGCAAUGAAAUACUCAAAGAGCAGCAAGUCCUAUUCAUCAGAUUCAGGAACACGUACUAGCAGCUGUUAGACAGAGAGGCUAAUUCACACCUGUUUUGUAAUGAAAACAAUUGUUCUGAAUGUUAGACUUUUGUACCCUCUGGUUGUAAAAAUAACCUUUUUAUGUUUUUUUUCUUUAUUUAAUACAGUUAAUAUACAUAUUUUAAAGGAGAAACUGAGUGAACAAGAUUAUCUGGUCUGGCUCUGGUAUAAGUCUGGUCAGGACUUGUACACCCUUGUUUUAGGAUUUUUUUUGACAGGAAAGAGAUAUAAAACCUCGACAUUUUAAGGUGUGUUUAUUAGUGACCUACUGUACAUGUUCUAGUAUUCUUUCAUAUUUUAAGUUCAUACACUCCACAUGGGUAAUUUUUGCAAUUGAAUGCAAUGUGAAUCACUUUCUGUCUUGCACUUAUUGCACCAGUUUAUAACCUUUAAGAUAUACCAUCUCAUUUUCAAGGAAAAUGUAUAGGCACUAGUCAAAUGUGAAUUGUUUGAACUGCCUUGUAUGAUUUUAAGCUUUGUAUUUUAUUUGCAAUAAAGGAUUUGAACAGUUUAA